Messenger RNA from Cokeromyces recurvatus, 968 nucleotides. Its product is annotated as V-type proton ATPase proteolipid subunit. Gene Ontology annotation, cellular component: proton-transporting V-type ATPase, V0 domain. The coding region runs from base 105 to 593 and encodes 162 amino acids. The record is from RefSeq and is a predicted model, not a curated record. Lineage: Eukaryota; Fungi; Mucoromycota; Mucoromycetes; Mucorales; Mucoraceae. Gene Ontology annotation, biological process: proton transmembrane transport. The transcript has 7 exons. Gene Ontology annotation, molecular function: proton-transporting ATPase activity, rotational mechanism.
UUUUUCUUUUCUUACAAGUAAAAGUUUUAUUUUCUUUUUUUUUUUCCUCUUUUCCCCCCUCCCCUUUUUUUUUAAAUUAAGCAUCAUAUACAUUAUUAAAUAAAAUGAGUGAAUAUUGUCCCGUCUAUGCACCUUUCUUCGGUACUAUGGGUUGUGCCGCAGCUAUUGUCUUUAGUUGUCUUGGAGCUGCUUAUGGUACAGCCAAGUCUGGUGUUGGCCUUUCUGCUAUGGGUGUUUUGCGUCCUGAUUUAGUAUUGAAAUGUAUUGUCCCUGUUGUUAUGGCUGGUAUUUUGGGUAUUUAUGGUGUUGUCGUUUCUGUCCUUUUAUCGGGUGGUCUUGCAAUGAAGCAAACACUUUUCAGUGGUUUUAUUCAAAUGGCUGCAGGUCUUUCUGUUGGUCUUUCUUGUCUUGCUGCUGGUAUCGCUAUUGGUAUUACUGGUGAUGCUGGUGUUCGUGCAACUGCUCAACAACCAAGAAUGUUUGUGGGCAUGAUUUUGAUUUUGAUUUUCGCCGAAGUCUUGGGUCUUUAUGGUCUUAUUGUUGCUUUAAUCCUUAAUACUAAGGCAUCUGGACAAGAAAAUGUCUGCAACUAAAAAGCAAAAAUCAAAAAAAAAAGUAUUAAGAAAAAAAUCAACUAGCGUUAUAGUUUAUUCCUUUUUUUUUCCUAUUUUCUUUAUAUAUCAAGUAAAUCAAUAUAAAUAUACACAAAAAAAAAGUUGAUGUCUUGAAUAUGAAUAAUUUACAUGUUAUAUCAGUUUGAUAGUAUUGUAGCAUAUGUAUUAUUGAUGUCUUUUUUAUUUAAAAUUGUAUACAGACAAGAGGGAAUCAUUCUAAAUUUUAUGCUAUUAUAGUAUAUUGUAAUCGCUAUUAUUGUUACGCAUAAAUAUGUCAAUGUAUAUAAAAUUAAGUAUAAAUUUGAUAGGAAAAAAAAAGAUAGAGUAGAGAGGAAGGAUAAGGAGAAAGAGAGA